AUGGAUGAAGCGUAUCUCUUCCGCACGUACAGGGGCGAGAGCAACCACGCACAUAACGUCGAAAUCUGGGAGGCCGCACGGGCGACGUCUGCGGCGCCUGGAUUCUUCGACCCUAUUGAGAUCAAGAUUGAGGCAACAAAGGCAUAUUAUUGCGAUGGCGCUCUGGCCCACAACAACCCUGCGAAACUCGUUCUCGAUGAGGCCGAUUCCCAGCUCGGCUCAAGUCGGAAACUGGGGUUUCUUCUGAGCUUGGGUACGGGACUCAAGAGAGGUGACACGGCCGCGUUUGUGAAGGGUGACGCCAAAAGUGCGACUGAGCUUGCUGCGCAGACUCCGAAACGAUCUACACGGAAUCUCAGCGGGUCUCUUUUCUCUCGCGACAGCAUCCCAGUAUUCCAACACAUGAAAAUGGUCUUGACAGACCCCGAGGGAACACAUUGUGAACUCGACCAGCGGUUUCGGGAUGUUCCUAACGCAUACUUCCGCCUCAAUUUAAGUGGGGGCGCUGCGAACAUCGGGCUGGACGAGUACAAGAAGAUGGGCUUUCUACGAGAGGCAACAGAAAAGUAUCUGCUAAAGGACGAUGUCUCGGCUACUAUCGACAGAAUUGUCAGCUUAUUGUACAACAAAGAAGGCGCUGAGAUGCCUCUGGAAGCGACCUGCCGAGCAACAUCGUAUGAAGCCUUCAAGAACGUCAUGGUUCAGGAAGCUCGGAAUAGAGUCAUUACCAGUCCCCAGUUCGUUGGUAGAACAACCAUCUUAGACAAGCUUGAUCAGCACUUCUGGGAGCGUAAGCCUGGGUCAUCUCCACGAAGACUUCUUCGGAUUUGGGGCAUGGGCGGUGUAGGAAAGACGCAGAUUGCACUGAAGUUUAGGGACUUGCAUGCGUCUCGGUUUGGCCGAGUUUUCUGGAUCAAUGCUGCCUCCACAGAUUCCAUAUUCGAAAGCUUUCGAAAAGUGACAGGUGACAUAUACGGCGGUAACCCCAGCAAACCCAAUGUUGAAGGAGUUCUCAAAUGGCUCAACGCGAAUCCCCAAGAAGAAUGGCUGCUUGUUUUCGACAACAACGAUACAGACUCUGUUGACGUACGCAAGUACAUCCCGGAGGGAGACACGGGAAACAUUCUUUUCACGAGCAGACGAAAAGACACCAAGCCCAGUCUGGACCGCGAUCAAACCUACGCCGUCGACAUCAUGGACGAGGCAGACGCCAAGAAGCUGCUACUGCGGGCGGCAAAGCUGGGAGACCAGCCACUGUACAGCCACAACGACCGACAGGCUGCGCAGAUCGUCAAAGAACUUGGCUACCUCCCACUCGCCAUCGAUCAAGCUGGGUCCUAUAUUGAUGUGCAGGAGUGCACUUUUGAACAGUAUCUGUUCGAAUUCCGAACCGGGAGAAAGGACCUCAUGGAGGAUCCGUCGAUGGGCCGUGGCGCGUUCCAAGACAACCCGGCCGUGUGCGGAACCUUCGAACUGUCUUACAAGGCCUUGAAGAAGAAGUCAACGGAAGACAGCCGAGAAGGGCGAGCGGCUCUAAAUGCCAUACGUAUUCUCUGUAUCUUCUGCUUCUACAACAACGAGGCCCUUGUGGCUGAGAUCAUGGACCGAGCGGCUGUCUAUGACAAAUUCGAAACAGGAUGCCUCGAAGGAGAUGCUGAAAGCAUAGCCCCAUUACCUCUACUCCAACGCGAAAAGAACGGCGAAUGGGAUCCUAGAGAUUUCGUGGGCGGUAUCACCGUUCUUCAGAGUUAUUCUCUCAUCAAAAAGUCUGCAGUGAACAAUAGCUGGUUUUCGAUGCACAUUCUUGUUCAUUCCUGGGCUCGAGACCGUAUGGACCCUCAGACUUUAGCAUUCCAACGACGAGCAGCUCGCGAAAUCCUGUUCUUUACUGUCUACAGACGAAGCGGGCACAGCGAUGAGCGCUGGGCUAGCAGAGUGCUACCGCAUCUGCGUGCUUGCGUGGAGCACGAAGGCACAGAGAAUAUUGAGUAUAUGAAACGAACGGAACAGGAGGGCAAGUUUGCGGCAACCCUCAUCUUGUUGGGGCUUUGGCAAGACGCCGUCACCCACUGGCAAUGGAUUGCCUUCGACAGAGAGCAAACCCUGGGUCUCGCCGAUCGAGCCACGAUAUCGGCCAUGUGGGACCUAGCGAAGGCUUACCGGGACUGGGGGCGCUUGGAGAAGGCUGAAGAUACCUUUGAGUUUAUCAUGGCCUGCCUCCGUGACGGCGUGAUAAUACCCGUAUCCCUCAUCUGCAACAUUUUCGUCGACAUCGCGACGGUCUACAUUCUACAGGCAAGGUACUCGAAGGCCGAGACAAUACUAAAAAAUGUUAUUAAAGAACAGGAGAAGCGGGGGUGGGAUUCGCUCUCUUAUCGCCGCGCCACAACAACGCUGGUAACCGUUUUGCGGAUGCUCGGCGACCAAGUUAAAGCGUUAUCCCUGGAAAUCUUCGUUAUGGAAAAAAUCCGCACAUCCAAGAUAACCGAAUCUACUGCACGUAUGGCAAUGAGCAGCAUGAGCAGCUUGGCCAACAUUCACUCCGAGCUAGGGGUUCACGAGGAGGCGGACGAUAUGUGGCACAAGGUGCUUGAUCUUAACAGAGACUGGCGAGAUGAAAACCACCCGAUAACGUUGCAGGUGAAGCGCGGCGUGGCGAUGGGCCGGGCGAACCUAGACAAACUAUGGGAAGCCGAAGAUAUUCUGCGGGAGGUUCUGGAGACAAGCGAGAGGGUACUUGGAAGGGGUCACCUCGACACUCUCACUACCAUGGACCAACUCGCUGGAGUGCUCGUCAAGCGCGGAAAACACGAGGAAGCCGAGAAGCUGUGGACGUCUUGUCUCGAAGGGAGGCAGAUCUGGCUACGCGACGGUCAUCCGCUGACGGACAGGACGAGAAAGGCCCUGUCUCGUAUGGCGGGAGAAACCAUGAUGCUUACGCAGGAGGACUUUGGGAGCGAUGGCUUCCUACAAUAUGGAGACAGCAAUUUUGUGUCUCAAGCUGAGCGAGACGUUUACUUACAUUAA
This is a messenger RNA of Colletotrichum karsti, 3027 nucleotides long. Its product is annotated as protein kinase subdomain-containing protein. NCBI's taxonomy places the organism in Eukaryota, Fungi, Ascomycota, Sordariomycetes, Glomerellales, Glomerellaceae. Gene Ontology annotation, biological process: lipid metabolic process. The record is from RefSeq and is a predicted model, not a curated record. The transcript has 3 exons. The coding region runs from base 1 to 3027 and encodes 1008 amino acids. Gene Ontology annotation, molecular function: protein binding; ADP binding.